Messenger RNA from Setaria italica (foxtail millet), 1689 nucleotides. Its product is annotated as polyol transporter 5. Gene Ontology annotation, molecular function: myo-inositol:proton symporter activity. The record is from RefSeq and is a predicted model, not a curated record. The transcript is spliced from 3 exons. Lineage: Eukaryota; Viridiplantae; Streptophyta; Magnoliopsida; Poales; Poaceae. Gene Ontology annotation, cellular component: membrane. Bases 77 to 1534 code for a protein of 485 amino acids. Gene Ontology annotation, biological process: transmembrane transport.
UAUAAACUGAACCAGUACGUUAUCCUCGCCAAGACGCCGCCGCCGUCCGGGACCUGCAGCCAGAGCCAGAGAAGCCAUGGCGCAGCGCCCGGACGCCGAGGCGCCCCUGCUCGGCAAGCCCGGCGCCGCCUCCCCACCGUCGCCGCCGGCGAAGCGAACCAAUAAGUACCCCUUCUUCUGCGCCGUGCUCGCCUCCAUGACCUCCGUCCUCGCGGGCUACAACGUGGCGGUGAUGAGCGGCGCGCAGAUCUUCAUGGCGGAGGACCUCGGCGUCACCGACGCGCAGGUCGAGGUGCUCUCGGGUGUCAUCAACGUCUACUCGCUCGUCGGCGCGCUGCUGGCCGGGUGGACCUCCGACCGCCUCGGCCGCCGCCUCACCAUCGUGCUCGCCAACGUCUUCUUCCUCGUCGGCCCGCUCGCCAUGACGCUCGCCGGAGGGUACGCCGUCCUCAUGGCGGGACGCUUCGUCGCCGGCGUCGGCGUCGGGUACGCGUUCGUCAUCGCGCCCGUCUACGCCGCCGAGAUCGCGCCGGCGUCCUCCCGCGGCCUCCUCUCCUCGCUCCCCGAGAUCUUUAUCAACAGUGGAGUGAUGCUGAGCUACGUCGCCAACUUGGUCUUCUCGGGGCUGCCCGUGCACCUGUCGUGGCGGUUGAUGUUCGCGGCGGGGGUGGUGCCCACGGUGUUCCUCGCCGCCGGCGUGCUCACCAUGCCGGAGUCGCCGCGGUGGCUCGCCAUGAAGGGCCGGGUCGCCGAGGCCAAGGCCGUGCUCGACAAGACGUCGGACACGCCCGCCGAGGCCGAGCAGCGGCUGCUGGAGAUCGAGGACGUCGUGAACGGCGGCGGCCGGAGCGGUGAGGGCAGCGGUGGCGGCGCGUGGAAGGAGGUGGCGACGAAGGCCGGCGUCCGCCGCGUGCUGGCCAUCGUGCUGACGCUGCAGUUCUUCCAGCAGUCGUCGGGCAUCGACUCCGUGGUGCUGUACGGCCCGCGCGUCCUCGCCAUGGCCGGGGUCACCUCCAACACCCUGCUCCUGAGCCUGAACGUCCUCUUCGGCGUCGCCAAGGCCGGCUCCAUCCUCAUCGCCAUGGCGCUCGCCGACCGCGUCGGCCGCCGCCCGCUCCUCCUCGUAAGCACGGGCGGCAUGACGGCGUCCCUGCUCGUCCUGGGCUCCCUGUUCGCGGCGUUCACCGGCGCCAAGGACGACGCCGCGGUGGCCGCGGUGAGCUUCGCGGCCGUGGUUGCGUUCGUCGUGUCCUUCUCCGUCGGGUUCGGGCCGCUCGCCUGGGUGUACAGCUCCGAGAUCCUGCCGCUCCGGCUGCGCGGCCAGGGCGCCGGACUCGGCACCGCCAUGAACCGGAUCACGAGCGGCGUCGUCACCAUGACCUUCAUCUCGCUCUACCAGGCAAUCACCAUGGCCGGCGCGUUCUACCUCUACGCCGCCAUCGCCGCCGCCUCGUUCGUGUUCGUCUACGCGUGCCUGCCGGAGACCAGGGGACGGAGCCUCGAGGACAUGGAGGAGCUCUUCCACACCAAGUGAUUCGUACGUGUGAUUAGUUUCGAUUCAGUGGCAAUGGCAUUGAUCUUUGUCGAUCGUUGACACAAAUGACACCUGCAAGUACAAAUUACGACACUGUAAAUUUGUAUUCUUUGUUCGCAAGACUAUACGAGAAUAAAAGAUUUUGCGCUUCAUCA